This is a messenger RNA of Pocillopora meandrina, 8922 nucleotides long. The record is from the annotation of a GenBank genome assembly. NCBI's taxonomy places the organism in Eukaryota, Metazoa, Cnidaria, Anthozoa, Scleractinia, Pocilloporidae.
CUAGAUCUCGGUCUUUAUAUUGUACUAUAGAUCGGUGUUGGGGGGUUUUACAUGCUGUGAAGAUGAUGUCUCAGACAGAACUUUUGGCUUGGUCGGAGUCGGACACGAAAUUUUUUGCCGACAAUCUGUUGGGAGUUGAAGAUUGGGGUGAGUUUGUUGCACGAGUCUGUUAGGAUUUUUGAAAGCUUGUAAUGUCGGGCACCAUAUAUGCUUCGCUUUUCGUAUUUGAACGGGGUGAUGAUUCGUAUCUUCUAGGAGACUCUAUCACAGACGUAAAAUUUGACCCAGACGAGUUAUUUGGUGGGGGAGAAGAUAACGAUAUGGAACUGGAGGUAAGGGAAUAAAUACUACGAAAAUUCUCGCUCGUCUAUCUCUGUCGCUAACCAUUGCAGUUGCGUGAGUCACUCGUGCAUGAAUCGGCUUGAGCUGAAAUCCGCGUUUUGUUUGCUUCUUUUACUUUCGAGCUCUUCCAAAGCUUCUCUUUACGUCAUGAAGAUGAAUUUUGUUUAAUUUAGCUGCUUUUUAUUCAGAGAUCUCGCGAAAAGCUGUUUGUUGUGAGGUCUCUGAAACUCGAGAUCGCGUCGCAUCAUACAACUUCCGCAAGACCUACAAAAGGAAGUCUCACGGCACAAACUCAGUAUCUUUCAAUUUGUUUAUCGGUAGCGAUGCAAAUAUUAAAACGAUAUCGUUCUUUUUAUAGCUUAAGAAGGCUUUGCAACAUUUGUCAAGAAGAUUCAAAACCAUUUCAAUGUUUCUUUGAACAUAUGAAACCAGCUGUUAAAAACUCUUCGUGAAUUGGGAAUGUAACUAUGACGGUUUUAUUUUUAGCUACUUUUCAUGAAAGAUAUUUUGGUUUCUUUCCACAACGUUUUUUUUUAUUAUUAACCACUGCUUCAUGGUAUUAUCUGACAUCAAAAUGCCAUGUGUUUGAUCACAGAUUCAAAGACAAAGCUCAUUGUCGAAUUUUGCUGUUCAAGCACAACUCCUGGACGACAGUCAACUUCCUGAACUAUUUUAAUUGAGCCUAAUCUCGGUUGAGUUUUUUGAGCCUAAUAAACCGAAAGAAAUACGUGUGAAUUUCUUCACUAGUAAAACUUGUGUAAAAAUUUUGGUUAGAUAUAUUUUGUAGCGUUAGAUUAAUGGGUGGGUGCGAUAUUUCGUAAAAUUUUAAUGAGACAUGUUCUGUUGUUUAUUUCUUUGCAGGGCAAAGGAGAUCACCUCAGUGAAUUUUUAUCAAGUUUAGGCGACUCUUCUACCUCUUCGAUUAUUGAAGAUUUCGAUUUUCCUUCAGGUGAGUAUUGAGUCCUUCUCUCUCGAUUAAUUCUCUGUUCUUUGUAGUAGGAUUUUUUCGUUUUAUUUGUCCAGCUCUGUGGCUAUUAUUGUUACGCUUAAACAGCCGCUGUUAAUGGUCAUAUUUGUCAUCCAACAGGUGUUUGCAUCAAAGAAGAACCUCUCUCUCCUUCCUCCUCAAACUCUUCUUGUGUUUCUCUUCCAAGUUCACCAGAAAACCAGGUAUUUUGAAAACAGUAGUCUGCUAUGUAUAAAAAAAUCAGAUAAACGUAGUUUGUACAAUUCUUUCUGUUACUCAGUGGACGAACUUGUAAGUAUUCACGUAUACCUAAGAGCAAUAAGGUGUAUUUAUUGUUGCUGAUUGUUAAUGAUAAUGUCCUCUGGUUGAUACAAAUUUACAAGUAAAGUGUCUCAAAAGAAGAAAGCAUUAAACCUACUGAAAUUGUUAUUUGACUGAUUUGAUUCAACCGGCUUUAAAUAGUUAUUUCUGUGCGAAAGUCAAAUUGAAGUAAACCAUUUAAUGAAGAAGAUUUUUGUUCUGUCUUCCUCUGCCACUGCAUCGGCAUAGAGGCUGUUUUUACACUGUAGUGCUUUGCAACUAAUUGUUCUUCAAAGUUCUUUUUUUGAAAAAAAGUAAAGAUAGGAGUUACUUUAAAUUCACGCAGAGUCUAACAGCUGUGACUUUUAAAAGAAGGAGAAAUUUAUACAUACUUGCAAUACAAAUAUAUAUCUAUUGAAAUGGUUCAUGUAGUUGUAUUAAUGUAACUUCUAUCAUACCAAUUUUUUUUAUGAGAAGCUUAAAAAUACAUUUUGAUCGGCUCUUUCUUAUGAUCUAUUGGUGGACAGACGUAUAGGUGACACCACCAUUAACAACAGUUUGCUUUUUAAUCAUAUAAAACAUAUUUUAUCAUAAAAUAAAUAAACUCCCUUUUGCCGUGGGCCUGUAAAGUAAUAGACCACACAAGAUAUCAAAAUGUGAUAAGAACAUCAGUGACACAUCCAGCUGCACCUUGUUUUCCCCAUUUUUUUCCAUACCAAAUUUCAGUUUCCCCUUUUUUUCAUUUCAAAUUUCAUGGCAACAUGUAACUUUGUGUUUAAAAACAGGAGACAUAGUGUAUUCUAGUAUCUGAGCUUACAAAUCAGGAAUGAUCUAUUUACAAGCUAAUUUUGUGGUUCAUAACUGACAAAAAUUCUCUCUGCAUUUGUUGUUAUUUCAGUUUUUGAUUAAUGGAGAUGGUUCACCAGUUCAUCAGCCAAAUGCAGAUUUUGAAUUAUCGCAGACAAGCCUACUUCCUGCAAGUCCUUCUACCAUUAAGACAGAAGCAACUCUCGCACCACUUGCAUGCAAUGUCAAACAGGAGAAAAUACCUAUGCAGUCAUGUGGCAUCAAAUCCAUUCAACCUAUGCCGGUGGUUACAGCUGUACCUGUCAGUAUCCAGAAGGCACAGAUUGGACAACAUGCUUCGACAAAACCUGCUGGAGGUACAUAUAAAAUUUAUAUAAUUAUAUGUAGCAACAAACUUGAUUUUCUAAAAGCAUUUUUACUCAAGUGACAGAACUGUCAUGAAGAACCAAUAACAGGCCAACUUUCACCUUUUUUUAUCAGGUUUAGAUGUGUUAAAAAUUUGCUUAACCCUUUAAAUCCCAAGAUCUGAUUGUCAAUUCUUCCCUCCAGCUACUACACAUUUCCUUGUAAAUUAGUGAUGAGAAUUUGGUGUUAGAUCAAGAUAACAACUUCUACCUGAUAAGUUUGAAGAUUCUCAUUAAAUGUUUGCUGGAUUAUGUAAGGAUAUUAUAGGGAGAAGUUUCAUGUUGAUCAUUUUUGGGAGUUAAUGGGUGAAAGGUGUGUGCACACUUUGUGGAAUGUGUGGGAGUCUGGUGAAUAGUUUCUUGCUCCAAUCUUGCAUGCAGUCUGACCAAACAACAUGGCAUCGUGAUAACUUGGCCAUCUGCAUGUACUUUUUCUUAUUUAUCUAUUUCUAAUUUACAAUCGAAAGCCUUGAUUCCAUGAAUGUUGUCAUUUUCUCAGUACUUUGACUUAAGUGAUGUAACCUUUAUUUUCCCAAGGUAUUCCUGUAUAUAUUCCUUGUACUGGUUCACUACCAAGCAAUGGUGUUGUGUCAGUUGUAGUUGGGGUAAGUACAAUUUGUCUUCAUCACAAAUUUUGUUGAUUUUGUGAUUAUAUUAUGUAAUUUCUUUUCAAUUUCUGGGGUAAAUCAACUGUUAAAACAACUGCUUUUUCAGAAGUUCAAGUUUAUGUGCAAGUAACCUAUACAUAUAUGACUGUAAACAUGUGUGUUCAAUGUUUGUCUUUUUUUUAACUCAUCUUCAGAAGAAUGUUAAUUCUACAUUACCCAAAGCAGUAAAUGUUGGCAUCACAAGGUCGAAUACUACCUCCCCAGAAACUGAUGUAAGUACCUUUUCUUUCAACUUUGACACAGCAUAGCCUGUGUUAUAUAUUAGUUUGCUCAUAAUAUGAUGUUGUUAUAUGACGUAUAUUGUCCUUUGCAUGCUUUUAUCAUUUUAUCACAUACCUGAUAUCAUUCAAUGCUGUGCAAGGUUUUAAAUCCAAUGCAUUUUUCUUUUGUAGGCAAAACUUUUGAAAAGACAACAGAGAAUGAUAAAAAAUAGAGAAUCUGCAUGCUUAUCCAGAAAGAAGAAGAAAGAGGUGAGAAGACUCAGAACUUCACUUAGAUAUCUGAUUAAGUGAUGGGCAUUGAAUUAAAGAUUUCUUUCUUUUUACUCUGACUGUUAAACUGAACCUGUGAGUCACUGAACAGCUGAACAAGGCAAAAUUAUUUUAUUAAUGACCUGACAUUUGCCAUAUAUUAUUAUAUCCAUUGUGCCUAUGUCCUCUGUAGAUGUCAAGAAAGACAUUUUCCAAAGAAAGGAGAAAGAUUGGUGAUGAAUAGCAAAGCCCAUAUUUGUUGUGUUGUACUUGGCAGGGAUAUGAAAAAACUAUUGUACAUGUUAUGGUCAAAUUUUAUCCUUGGUUCAAAUUUUGUUUUCUUUCGUUUUUGGGUAUUGUGAUGUAUGAUAAUGAGUUUGAAACAAUUUAAAAUAAAAUUUGAACCAAGGAUAAAAUUGAACUACAACAUAUACACUUGAACUCUGUUGCUCUCUUCUGACAUGUUCAUGGUGUUCUCUCAAUAGUACCUACAAAGCCUUGAAACUAAAGUAAAGGAGAUCUCCAACAUAAAUGAAUCAUUACGAAUGCAAAAUGAAGGCUUAAAAAGAAGGGUCAAUGAACUGGAAGUAGAGGUAAGUAGAAAGUUUUCAAACACUUCACUGCCUGGUGGUUAGUAUUUCUUCCCUACAUGCACAUCACAUCUGGAAUAUGCAUCAUAAACUUGUACACAAUUGAACAACUAUGGUAUAUAUAUACUAGUCAUGUUAAUAAAUGUUCAUUUAUACAGUCAUGUGAAAGACAGAGCAAUAUUUCUUAUGGCUACACAGUAGUAUCUAUAGGUGACACUAUACAUUUGCAUCAAAGAAAUAUUUGAAUGUGUUUUUCAUAAAUUUUAUGAUAAAGUUUGGAUAUAGCACAUGCUGUCAUUGGUUGAAAGAGCAUACUCCACGAGAGUAUAGACCAUAGAGCUAAGCUAAAGCUGUUAUACCAUCUGCUAAAUUGUACUACAUCUCGUGUUUCUUCCCAGACUUCUUUUGUGCUCUAGCCCCUUCCUGCAUGCUUUACAACAGAACAAAGCACAGUCAAGGCUUCUGGAUCAGUUAAAUAUUGUUUCCAUUUAUGUUUCUUGAACAGAAUGCACUGUUGCGUAGCAAACACCCAGAGUUGACCAGCACCAUUAAGAAAUCCACUUGUGUUUUGGCUGUUGUUCUGUUUGUGGCUCUAAAUUUUGGUCCCUUCAGGUAAGUGCUUACUGUCAAUUACUUUUCUCUUUAUGUAUUACUAUGUGUUAUUGAUUACUUUUAAGCUAUUGACACCGGCAUGUUUAGCCAAUGACUUGUCCUUUAAUCUUGUGUGUUCCAGAGGUGAUAGAUAUGUGACUUCUCUCUACAAUAUCAAUACAUUUUUCAGCAUAUCAGUGGUGAGAAUUCACUCAAGGCCUUAGUAUUUUCUUGAUGGGACACCAGAUCAUCCCAAUGUAACCUAAAUCUUAAACCUACCAGACAAAAUUUGUCCUUACAAUAUAAAUACAAUAUUAAGCCGACAAGUGAUAAGAAUAAAGAAAAAGUUACAUUUUUAAAGGGAUUAUUUGUUGAUCCAAUACCAAAUUCUUAGAACUAACAUCAUAAGAAUUUUUAUGGCAGACAGCAAGGAGAAUAACUGAUGAGAACUUGGGAGUGAAAGGCUUAAACUUAACCUUUUAACUCCCUGAAGUGACUAACAUGUAACUUCUCCCUAUAGUUUGCACACUAUUUUUAGCAAAUGGUUAAUGUGAGUACUCAAACUUAUUAGGUUUAAAUUUUUUAUCCUCUGAUCUUUCACCAAAUUCUUGCAACUAAUUUACAAGGAAUUGUGAAGCAGCAAGAGGGGAGAAUUAACAAUCAGAUCUUGGGAGUUAAAGGGUUAAAUAAAUCCCUCUAUGCCAACUGAAAGAGCAAAUCUCCUGCAUAUCAAUUAGCAAGCACAGUCUAUAAAUUCCUCAUUUCCAAACUUUGUUAUAUGACACCGACAGCAACCUUAAGGAACAAUGGAAAUUUAACAAAGCAGAUCUGCUACCAGGUUCAGUUGUCCGUCAUGGAAGAGCUCUUCUCAAUUACCAAGGAGAUGGGGAUGGUAGUGACCUUGAUAAACCACUGGUGUUUAGCCCUGUCAAUAAACGUCGUGGAAGGCAACCAUUUGCCAAGGCUGACCCCAGCAUGCUCAACACAUCUCACAAAAAGUCUUCACUGCUAAAGAGUAGAAAUGCAGAGAGGAAGGAUUUGAUGGUGAUCAGGAACAAGUGGGACUUCCUCGCUGAUUCAAGGCAGAAGAGAAGGAAUUUGAAAAGGAAGGAAAGGAAUCCUAAGUCAAGGAGAAAGAUUGCUGAGAAGCAGCAUAAUGCAACAUUGGAUGAUGAUCAGUUUUACUGCCCAAGCAAUUUAAACAAGACUGAAGUGAACAGGUUAGUAAAUUUAACUCGGUUUAAUCAGCAAAUGUUACUUUCUGAUGACUGAAAAAUUCAGAUUGGCUUAGAGAAAGGAGUGUUGAAUGAGAGAGUAGAGCAUCAUUUGGACACAAAGUGCCUUCCUCCCUCUUUUAAUCUUGAUUCCUCUGCUUUCCUGAUGCAUUUUGCUCUCAUUUCAGACCAGAAUUAACCCUUUAAAGCCUAAGAGUGACCAGCAUCUAAUUUCUCCUUACAAUAUCACCAUUGAAUCACACAUUAAUGUCAUGAGAAUAAAGAAAAUGAUCACUAACUGAUGAAACUCUUGAUUGUUAGACAAAUUCUCCUUGUCAGCACCUUAGUAAAGGUACAGAGAACAGUAUGGAGAAUAUGAAUACUGAUGUUAGGGUGUAAAGGGUUAGACAGUUGUGAUGGAUUGUUCUGGUGUAUACAGGAAGUUUUCCCCCAGCCUGCAAUUGCCAAUUGACAUUACCUCAAUAUGUGCACAUGCUUGGCUGUGCAGCUUUGGGGAAAAAAAUCAGACAUUGGACAUGCUUUGACUAGCAACAUCUGAGAACUUGUUUUACUUGUUUCUUCACAAUACUUUUUUCUCCUCUUAGGAUAAAUGAGGCUCUUGAAGGCUGGGUAAAGAGAUAUGAAAAUCAGCAGAUCUUAAAACAGAAAAAACAAAAGCGUCAGCAGACCAAGGUGAGACCUUAACGUUGCAAAAGUCAAAAUGUGGACACCAGUUGAUUAGGCCACCAACUUUACAGGCUCCCAUAUUUUCUUGUCAAGUCUAUAUACAGUAUGUCUGUCUACUUUGAUUAAUACGUCACCCAGACCUGUGCUGUCAAUAAUGACCUGCUAUGGAGGAUGCUGAUAUCAUAUCGGUGUACUUUGUUUCAUUUUAGAUGCAAUCUGUCAUCAAAGAGCUUGCCUUGAGACUGGCAUCAAACUGCACAUCAGAGGCCAAGCGAAAAAUUAGCAGGUUGGUUUUCAAGUCUGCUCCUUAUAUUACCUCUAGUAGAUUUGAAGACAUUCUAUCCAUUGCAUUUAGAUACAUGUACGUGAGACUGGUGCUUGGUGAUGGAAUGUUAACUUAAUGGUUCUUUUCUGCUCUAGGCACAAGUUUUCACGGAAACACAAUACUGCUUCUACACAUGAAGUACAAUUAUUCCAAAGGGCCAAUAAGUAAGUCCAAGAACUUAAUUUGGUUCACUAUUCGAAGUAUGUAUCUUGUUUACUUGGUAGAGAGCUAACUAUGAAACAUUUUUGUCUAUUGCUUCAGAUUCAAAACUUUUGAGGAAGAAAUUAACAAGAAAUCAGACACUUUGUACAUAGUUUCUUUUCGAGGGGUGAGUGCAUUCAUCCUUUCACUGUACAGUGUAUUAUUGCAAUUAAGAAUUGUAUUCAUCAAAUUGUACGGUGUAUUACUGUAAUUACGAAUUGUAUUCGUUAGCUGUGUCUUUGGAUGAUUGUGUUUGCACCUGCAAGAGAUUCAUUUAUUGCAAUGUUUCUUUUUCUGUCAGGAUCAUUUGGUAUUCCCUGCCACCGAAUACAACGCAACACAAAGGCCUAAGAUGUCAUUCAUGAUUAUGGCACCACCCAACAGUAAGUUGGAGUCGUCUUCAUGUCAUAUUUGUAGAUGCACACCCUCCCCCUCCCCCUACCCCCUAACUCUGCCCUGCUCCCCUCCUAGAUUUCCUCUGGCCACAAGCAUCGUAAAUAACCCUAUUAUUUUCACAGAAAAGUCUGUAAGGCGUGGCAUACAGGAGGGAGUAGGAGGGGAUACCCUGGUGUACUUCAAGGCAGUCCCCUGCCACAUACCAAGAGUGGUGUCACUCUUUCCGAUUUUGAGCAGAUCUUAUAAGCCAUUUUAUAGUUGUGUACUUAGCUACCAAGCCUUUGAUUUUGAGUGAGGCUGAAGGUGAUCUUGUUGUGAUAGAGACUAGUAUCUACUUAGCAUGAUAACAUAGUAAUUUACAUUUGAAAAGCAGCAACAUUUGUAUCAUAACAAGGUCACCCUUGGCCUCACUCUUGUUCAAAGGUCUGGCAACUAAGUACGCACCUGUAAAAUGGACUAUUCAGUCUAAGUUGGAAGUGCAUUGCUCGCAGGUGACGAACCAACCAUUCCAGAUUGUAGUGGCCCUUUUCAAUUCUCAGUCGCACUCGAUGUAGUCUUUCGGUAGACUAUUAUCACCACUCUUGUUUCCUAAAAAAAGAAAGCAAUGCAAUUUAGAAAGUCACCUAUAUUUACGGAGAUAUUCAUUAACAUGUAAAGUGAGCACCUGAAUUUCUGACUAAAGUGUUUAAAGAUGGUCUGAAGUUUGCCUUUUCUUUGCUUUUAAUCCUAGGAACGGAGUGGCAGCAUAAUAACGCCAGGAAAACUGACUUAGUGACUAUGAUGCAAAUCGACUGCCAAGUUAUGGACACGAAAUUUAUCAACAUCAAGAAGUCAAGUAUUCCCAUGCCCCACCCCGAUAGUUCCUCUUUUGGCACCUCGACACCAGUCUCCGUCCCUCACGAUUUUAGCGCUCCGUCGGGUAAUACUUUCGUGAAACCCGCGAAAUAAUUUACAUGGAUG